This is a messenger RNA of Fraxinus pennsylvanica, 3684 nucleotides long. NCBI's taxonomy places the organism in Eukaryota, Viridiplantae, Streptophyta, Magnoliopsida, Lamiales, Oleaceae. The record is from the annotation of a GenBank genome assembly.
AUGGAUUCAUCGCCGGAUUACACGAGGGCCACAAGCAAUUUUGAUGGAAAGAAAGAAAAUUCUCCUGGUGGAAGUGAAUGUGCUGAAACCAUUUCGUUGAGAUCUUCAACUCAGGGAUCUACUGUUAAUGGACUGCCUGGUCCGUACCAGGAUAUGGGAAUCAAGAACAGAACUAACAAGAAGAAGACCCUGAAAAAUUUUAGGAACUUAAAAACAUUCAGGAGAAGGGCUAGAUCAAGAGCCGUUGAUCAGAUUUCUAUGGAUAUGUCUGAUGAUCUAGUAACACCUCAACCAAAAUCUUCGCUUGAAGUAUCUGAUGAAACACCACAUUACAUGCAGGCAACUAGUUCUUCCAAAGGGAAAAAGGCAAAUUCUCUGGAAAGUCAGCAGAAUUCUGAAUUUUGCUUUGAUAAUACUGAUCGAAGCAGUUCACAUUCUUCACAAUCGAACGUGGCUUUUCCCAGUGUUGGAUCUUUGCAAACUUCAUCGACUGCAUUGAACCUUAGAAAUGUGAAAAUUCUAAUAAAGACAACGAGUUUUAAACCCAAGAGGUCUUCAUUGAAAUACUCUCAAGUUUCUCAGGAUGUACAUGUUGAUAGAGCAACAUGUUCUUCCACUCUUAAGGACUCGAAGUUUGCCAAGGGUGUUGAGCAUGUUCCUGGGGAAAUUGAAUCUGAGAAGAUUUCAGAAAUGAAAGUGUGUCGAUACCAUCACUGUUCUCUUCAUGGACACUGCAGUGAGGCCCAUGAUCAUGUUCCUCCACAAAAGCGCCUCUUGUACAAAAAAAGACGAUCGUUGAAGAAACUAAAAAGCACGAAACCCAAAUCUGGUUCCAUGUCUGUCACAAAAAGUUUUAGUGAUAAAAAGAAAGAUCUCCAGAAAGGGCAAAUGAUUUCUAAUGUACAGGUGCAAGGCGAGAGUGACAGUAUAGCCAUCUCUUAUGAGGGAGAUACCUCUAGAUCGUGUGCAUUAGAAGUAAAAAGGAGUGAAACACCUUGCCUUAUUGCUUCAAAUGUCGUGGAUUCUGGUACAGAGAUCAAUUCUAAACCAAAAACUCAGCUCUUUGGAGAUGGGUAUAGCGGUAUUCAAGAGUCAGAUCUCAUCGAAAUUGCAUUUGGUGAAACAUCAAACCCCGAGGAAAGUUUCCAGGAGAGUCUUAACCGAGUCGCGGAUUAUGGUACACAAGGGCAAGCAGUUCUUUGUUUGAAGUGCUCUUGCAUUAAAAUGGAACCAAAUGGGUCCAAAAGAACAGCUGAUGUAGACUUACCACACCCUCAAGCCCUCGACUCAAAUCUUGGCAAUGGGUACAAUCGUCUGAACCCUCAAGAUGUGGCUACUGAUUUUUCUGAUACAUAUGCAUCUUCCAUUUCCUUAAAACUAGAUGAACAUCUCAGUCCCCAUAGUAAGGGUACUGCUCCUUCUAAUGGAGCAGAAUGUGAUUUUGAUGCAUCCAACAUACAAAAUGCAUUAAGUCCAGGCCAUUUUGAAAAAGUUACAGAAAUUAACAGUGUGAUAUCAUCAACUUCAGAUGUUCAAACUUCAAAAUGUGGAAAUCCUGAAUCAGAAAGGAAGUUUACAACUGAAGUUAUGCCUGUUGAAGAUUCUGAAUCUACUGAAGUCACGCACGUUAAAAAUUCAGAAGUUAGUACUUGUUUUCAUGAAGAAAACAAAACUCGGUUCAACAAAGUUAGGCAUAUCAGCAUGUGGCACAUGAUACAUCAGCAUAUGGCAGAAAGUAUGGCUGCUGAAUCUGAAAACAAGCCGCUUCAGAAUGUUGAUGGUUCCAAUGUAUUGCCUGCAAAAGAAAGUUCAGCAUCGUCCAGGGAUUUUUCUGAUUCUGGUAGGGGCAUACUGAACAACGAUUAUGAAUUAGAAGAUAUUGAAGUCCGCAAGCUUUUUGCAGUUAAGAUAGUCCGAGAAGCAAUUGAGAAGAUUCUUCUUCCAGAAGUUCAAGAUCAGACAUCUGAUGAUCAGUCAAUCACAAGCGACUCCACUCAUGAACAAGAACUCUUCGAAAAGAAUCAACACGAAGGUCGUGUCCAAGAAAGUUCCCCAGAAUGUGAGCUGGAUAAGGGGGAGGGUAAUGCGCCAGCUGAUUUGAAAGAGGUAGGUCUCAACAAAACUGAUAUUUCUGGUCAAGAGAUAAUGCAAACCGACAAAAAUUUUGGAACCAAGUCCGAGAAGAAAGCACCAAAACAUUGGAGUAAUCUUAAAAAAUGGAUUUUACUUCAAAGAUUCAUCAAAGAAUUAGAAAAAGUGAGGAAAUUUAAUCCAAGGAGUCCACAACAUCUGCCCUUGAAGCCUGACCCUGAAUCAGAAAAAGUCAACCUACGGCCGCAAACAGUAGAAGAGAGGAAGAAAGCAGAAGAGUGGAUGCUUGAUUAUGCACUGCGCCAAGCAGUCAGUCAGCUUGCCCCUACUCAGAAACGGAAAGUGUCUUUGCUAAUAAAGGCCUUUGAAACAGUUGUUUCACCGAAUGAAGAUAAUAGCAAAAAAAUUGCUGGCAUUACCCAUGAAGUGGGCGAGUCUGUUCUAAAAGAAAAUGGCACGGACAAAGAGGCCCAAGAAAUUUUUGAAUUGAAAUCUGAUAAUGGUGAAAUAGCACCUGAACUAAACUUACAGGGAAUUCAAGAGGAUACAGUUGUCUGUCUGAACUCGGAGUUUCCGACUGGUAAUUUCCUCCCGACCAUUGGAAACAUAGAGACUCAAGAUCCAGAUCAUGGACAUUGUGAAUCCAAAAAUUUGAUUCUAGAUGGUAGUACAUUAUCAACUGAGGAUACUAUCUCAUCAGCUGUUCAUUGUCGUACGCUCGAGCUAGAAACGAAUGUAAGGGGUGAGGCCAACCAAGAAGUUGUGCCAGAACUCAGAGGAGUUCAAGAAGGUACCGUAUCUGAUGGCAAAGAGUCAGAGACAAAGAAUGGAUCACACGAUAUCCAGUUGGAAAGACAAAACUAUAUCAGAAUGUGGCAUUCGAUAUAUCAGCAUGUGGUAUUGGGUAUUGCUGCAAAAGUUGGAAGCCAACUUCUCGAUGGAACAGAUGAUGACGAAUUAGAAGAUUGUAAGGAAUUGUCUAAAAUAAGCAAGGGUGAUGAUGACUCAGUCAAGGAAAACCGUGUUUCUAGCCAUUUGAAUCGUGCAUUCACCAAAUCUGAUGCAGUCAAACUCGUACAAGAGGCAGUAGAUGAGAUCCUUCUUCCAGAAAUUCAAGAUGACUCAUCUGAUACUCAAUCAAUUACAAGUGACUUUAAUCCAGACCAGGAGAUCUCAGAAAGUCUUAACCAAGAAAAUGAGACGCAAUGUACCACAUAUGAAGGUGGAAUUUCAAUUGAUCAAGAAGACUGUACAAUAAAGUCAGCCAGAAGACCCGAGCCACUGAAGUCCAAGAACUGGAGCAAGCUGAAAAAGCUAAUCCUCCUCAAGAGAUCCAUAAAAGCAUUAGAGAAUGCAAGGAAACUUAACCUGCAACCACCACAACAACUCUCGGUUAUGCCUGAUCCCAAACAAGAGAAAGCUGACUUAAGGCAUCAAAUGAUGGACGAGAGAAAAAAGGCCGAGCAGUGGAUGCUAGAUUAUGCAGUCCAACAUAUUGUCACGAAACUAACUCCAGCUCGGAAAAGAAGGGUGUCAAUGCUUGUCGAAGCUUUUGAAGCAGUCAUUCCACUGCCAGAGCUAUUAACUCCAUGA